AUGCGGGUGCUGCUCUUUGAGGGCGUUCUUCCACUGAAACGGAACUUCCGUGGGGCCCCUACGGAGGCCGACCCCUCCAUGGAUGGCGAAUCCGCCCCGGCGAGCUUGGACGGGCUGCUGGAGACGCUUUCCUUGUCCAAUUGCAAUAUCGGAACGGCGGGGUUGUUGGUGCUUCUUUUGGCGCUCACAGAGGAUGGCGGGAGGGGGUGCACAACCGCGCUGGAUCUCUCCUGCAACCGCCUCACCAGCAUCUCGCUCGAGUGCUUCACCGCGCUUCUGGAGUUUACGAAGGUGAAGCGACUCGAUCUUCGCCAUAACCCGCUGCACGCCCCAAGAAGCGCGGAAUUUAUCAGCUUCCUGACGGAAGGCUGUCAGGCACUAACGGAGCUGAGUUUGUGCUCGACUGGACUUUCACGCGCUCAAAUUCGCGGCUUGCUGCAUGUGCUUCCGGAGAUGCCGAAUCUACGGGUUCUCUUGCUUGAUUUUCUUGAUAUUCCGCUUGAAAUGGCGGUGGAAAUCCACUCCGCGGUUCGUAAAUCUCGACUUCAAUACAUUUCGCUGACGGGGUGUGAUGUAAAUAAGCAUCCAACCCUCAUGCACGAACUGGUAGCUUGCUGUACAAGGAACCGGCAAGCCGAAGGAGUGGGGAUCAACGCUUCCCCAUAUGCUUCCUUUUUUGAGGAACUUUUUAAAAAAAUGGAAGCGAGGGGGUGGACGCCAUUUCGGAGGUCAUCCUUGACUGGCGAUUUCGAACCCUACACGAAUAACGACCCCUCACUUUUUACUGUCGCUCACCCUAUAGAGUAA
Molecule: messenger RNA, 807 nt
Organism: Phytomonas sp. EM1
Lineage: Eukaryota; Euglenozoa; Kinetoplastea; Trypanosomatida; Trypanosomatidae
Source: the annotation of a GenBank genome assembly